Molecule: messenger RNA, 1530 nt
Organism: Sparassis crispa
Lineage: Eukaryota; Fungi; Basidiomycota; Agaricomycetes; Polyporales; Sparassidaceae
Exons: 2
Coding region: 1-1530 (509 amino acids)
Source: RefSeq, a predicted model, not a curated record
AUGACGAAGACACCGACAGCGCGCUCAGUCUCCAGCGCAAGCGCAUCGAGCACCGCGUCGCACGGGGCUAGCCAUGGUUUCCGCUCUCAGAUUGGACACUUACUGCUUCCGAGACAUGCUGUCUUUCAAGUCCGAGUCCACAUCGAUCAGCUCUCCAAUGUACCGCUCAUAGGCGGCCAGUUCGCCGUGCGCUGGAAGUUCAAGAACGUCCAGUCCGGCCCGAACCUACUAUCCAAGAUGAGGGGCCACAAAACGUGGACCGCGAAGAGAAAGGGGAAGGCGAGGGCGAGUGAUAUCGGCCUCGAGAUCAACGUCACACCGGGGGCGGACGAGGGGCAUGGCGAGGAGGAGGAUGGCGACAGCAGUGCGCAAGAGCAGGAGCAGGAGCUCGAGGAGGAGGUUGAAGACGAGGUGAACGGAGAGGUCACCGCUACGUACGGCGGUCGGCUCACGUCUUCUCCCGCUCAGACGGCGAUGCCACUGCCUCUCGUUCCGGGCACAGCCACUGGAACCCAGCGGCCCGCUCUGCGGACGCCCAACGGGGCACUGCAGACGAGCUCGUCGACGUCGGUGUCAGCGACCGGCGAAGGGUGCUCGGUCGCCCGCGGGAUGACGGAGUGGGUGAAGCUGCAGAGCUACAACGCUAAAUGGGAGCACACGGUGAACGUCGUCGUGGAGAUGGACGUGCACCGGGAGACGGGGGAUCUGCUGCCGAGCGAGUUCAAGCUCGUCGUCAUGCAGCGAGUUAUCGCGGGCGACCCUGACGCGCCCCGGCAUCCCCGGCUAGGGAAGCUGUAUCUGAACUUGGCGGAAUACGCGGACGCGGGGUCUGUGACGCGGCGGUAUCUGCUGCGGGAGAGCAAGACGAAUGCGACUCUUAAGCUGACGAUCGAGCUGGAACACAUUGGUGGUGAAAAGAAUUACAAGCCACCUCCUCUGCGCAAGAGCGAGAUCCUCGCUUCCGUCUCUGGUCUGCUCUCAAACAACGAGCUGCUUCGGACUAGCGUUGCUCGGCAAUUGGAUGACUUCACACGUACCGAGUUGCCUCGCACUCUCUCAUACGAUGGCCCGCUUCCAGACGGGUACUCAUGGGUAACUGAUACAGGGAUCAUCAACGAAGAACGACUAGCGUCGUCGUACGGUUUGCGUUCCACCGAGAAUCUGAUAGAGGCGCUCUUCAACCCCGUUCCCACCAAUUCCGAGACUCCAUCACCCUUCACAUACUACGUGCCUCCCGGUGAGAGUGACGUGGGCGGUUCAAGCGACUCGUCUUCGUACGGUGGAGACAACAGCAUCAGUGCGGACAGCACGAGCGGCCAUACAGGCAGCAGUCUGACCGAGGAUCUAAGCCAAACUGGGCUCAGCAGCAUGCUUGAUCAGGUUGUGCCAGGGUUAAGCGACGGUCCCAGGACCUGGUGGCGCAAGAUCCGGAGUCGCCCAUCUACACCCAUCACCCGUCAGCAUAACAAGCAGCUGCUCGCAACUCCGUUACCCGCUGUGCUCGUCGGGGUACCGCCUGGCAAUGCAUAG